AUGGGCUCCAACAGCGAGAAAACCAGUAACCCUGCGGCCCGAUCCCUUCCAAAUGACAAUGAUGAAGAAGCUGGCGUGUUUGCAAUGCAGCUGGCUACGGGAUCUGUCCUUCCCAUGGUCCUGCGAGCCGCGGUCGAGCUCGACCUCCUUGAGCUGAUCAAGCAAGCCGAGCCGGCCGCUUCGGCCUCCGAGCUGGCCGCGCGCCUCCCGACGAAAAACCCUGAUGCGGCGGCUAUGGUGGACAGGAUCCUGCGGUUCCUGGUGGCGCACGGCGUUCUGACCUGCACUACGGAGGGCGGCUAG
Striga asiatica is the source of this 303-nucleotide messenger RNA. Lineage: Eukaryota; Viridiplantae; Streptophyta; Magnoliopsida; Lamiales; Orobanchaceae. The record is from the annotation of a GenBank genome assembly.